Messenger RNA from Onychomys torridus (southern grasshopper mouse), 736 nucleotides. It is a transcript of the gene Stard6, whose product is annotated as StAR related lipid transfer domain containing 6. Gene Ontology annotation, molecular function: lipid binding. The transcript has 6 exons. NCBI's taxonomy places the organism in Eukaryota, Metazoa, Chordata, Mammalia, Rodentia, Cricetidae. The coding region runs from base 1 to 678 and encodes 225 amino acids. The record is from RefSeq and is a predicted model, not a curated record.
AUGGAGUUUAAGGCAAUUGCCCAACAAACUGCUGAAGAAAUUUUAGCUUACAGUCAAGAUAUAUCUGACUGGAAAGUUGUUAAAUCUUCAAAAAAGAUAACUGUUUCCAAGAAGACUUCUAAAAAAUUCCACGGAAAUCUAUAUCGCGUUGAAGGAAUAAUUCCAUUAUCAACAGCUAAGCUCUCCAGUUUCCUCUACCAGCCUGAAAACAGAAUUAAGUGGGAUAAAUUAUUGAAAUCGUACAACGUGUUACACAAGAUUGAUUCGGACACAUUUAUAUGUCAUACCAUUACGAAUAGUUUUGCCAUGGGCUCCAUUUCCCCUAGAGACUUUAUCGACGUAGUAUACGUCAAACACUAUGAAGGGAAUGUUGACAUUAUCUGUGCUCAUAGUGUGGACUUCCCAGGAUAUCCUCCGACUUCCCGUUAUGUCCGUGGCUAUAACUACCCUUCUGGCUAUAUAUGUUCACCUCUCAAAGAAAACCCAGCAUAUUCCAAGCUAGUUGUAUUUGUCCAGAUAGACAUGAGAGGAAAAUGGCUUACAUCGAUCAUUGAAAAAGCCAUGCCAUCCAACUUAGUGCACUUCUUCCUCAAUGCAAAAGAUGCCAUAAAGGCGCGUGAAACUGCAUCAGUACGUAGACGUCUCAGUAGGCAACCAUCAGUACACAAAAAGAAAUAAAGCAAUUCUGCCAUUAAACAUAGAGAUUGCAGACCAUGCAAACUGCUAGUAAGUGUAG